Molecule: messenger RNA, 1015 nt
Organism: Theobroma umbraticum
Lineage: Eukaryota; Viridiplantae; Streptophyta; Magnoliopsida; Malvales; Malvaceae
Gene: LHCB6
Product: light harvesting complex photosystem II subunit 6
Biological process (GO): photosynthesis, light harvesting
Cellular component (GO): membrane
Source: RefSeq, a predicted model, not a curated record
UCACAUACCUGAUCAAAAAAAACUGACAAGUCCCCAUUUGCGCCAGAAGCCUCGAGCACCACACUGUCAUAGUUCAAGCCUAGGGAGCGGAGAGUUAGAGCAAAGAAAAAAAACAGAUGGCUGCAACAUCUGGGGCUGUGCUAAACGGGUUGGGGUCUCCAUUUCUUUGUGGAGGAAAGAGGAGCCGGGCCCUGUUGGGUGCUAGAGUGACAACCCCUGCUUCUGGAACUAGGAAGUUGGUAGUUGUAGCUGCUGCUGCACCUAAAAAGUCUUGGAUCCCGGGUGUUAGAGGUGGUGGCAACUUCAUUAACCCUGAGUGGCUCGAUGGAUCCCUUCCUGGAGACUAUGGAUUUGACCCCCUUGGUCUAGGCAAGGACCCGGCAUUCCUCAGAUGGUACAGAGAAGCUGAGCUGAUUCACGGGCGCUGGGCCAUGACAGCUGUUGUGGGCAUCUUCGUAGGUCAGGCGUGGAGUGGUGUUCCCUGGUUCGAGGCCGGAGCUGAUCCAGGUGCAAUAGCCCCUUUCUCGUUCGGCUCACUCCUGGGUACCCAGCUAAUCCUUAUGGGUUGGGUGGAAAGCAAGCGCUGGGUAGACUUCUUCAACCCACAAUCUCAAUCUGUGGAAUGGGCCACUCCAUGGUCCAAGACCGCUGAGAACUUCGCCAACUCCACGGGGGAGCAGGGCUACCCUGGAGGCAAGUUCUUUGACCCAUUAUGCCUUGCAGGAACCAUCCAGAAUGGUCUCUACAUCCCUGAUUAUGACAAGCUCGAGAGACUCAAGCUCGCUGAGAUUAAGCACGCUAGAAUUGCCAUGUUGGCCAUGUUGAUUUUCUACUUUGAGGCUGGCCAAGGAAAGACACCCCUUGGUGCUCUUGGCUUGUAAAGAAAUAAAUGUCAUGCUGGUGUAGAUAAUUGAGUUAUGUUUUAAAGGAAGGACAGUCGCGCAAGAAAAAUGGAAAUGUUAUUGUUCGAACGUUGAGUUGAUGAGUUCCCCUAGUAGUUCAAAAUUCUUUCUUA